CGACAAUAAUGUGCGUGACAUGUAAGAUUUCCAGCAUGAGUGCCGCCACCGACCCCAACAGCAUGUUGACGACGAAUGCUGUGGCGACUCUGUACAUGAACCCGGCGGCCCGAACAUUCCACCCGCUCCUCCAAAUCAUCCACGCAAAGGAGAUCCAAGACAAGACUUCACACCACUGCGUUGUUGUCCUCUCCGAUGGCGAACAUUGUAUAUCUGGUCUCGUACCGCUAGGUGCAGUGAUCGCCACAAAUUGCGCUCGCGACAUGCAUACAUGCUGUGUCGUCCAACUCGACGCAUUCAAUCCAAAAAUCGUUGCCGGCAAUCUCAUUCUCAUCGUAGAUGGGCUUACACACGUGGCAUGCGCGGCUGGUCGUAUCGGUUUGCCACACCCAACGUUCGUCAACAUCGCCCCGCCGUCCAUGUCGGCGUUGCUGCAGGCACAAUUGGACCUCCUCGUGUUCAAGGAGACCCAACACACAGCAUUUCUCGAGUCGGUCCGAAGGAACGCGCGGGCCGCCACCACUUUGAUCACACUCAACAUCGGUGGGCAGCGCUUUCAAACUGCCGCCGCCAAUCUCCUGCGCCACACACCAUCGUACUUUACCAUGUUGCUCGCCGAUUCGUCGGGACCGCCACCACCAGACCAUGAGUACUUUAUCGACGUGGACCCGAUCCAUUUCGACCGGGUCAUGGUCCAUCUUCGCACCGGCGACCCCCUCUCGUACGACGGCCUGUCGUUGUGGGAAACGCUCCAGCUACGCAAGACCGUGCGAUUCUUGGGUCUCGAGCCCCACUGCACAUCCAUGGACGUCUUCAUGGAGCACAUGGCAUCGCUCAAGGCAACCGAUUCACCGCCGCUGCCACCGUCGUCAGCAGCGUGAACUUUGCUGGAACGUGUCCUUGGGCGUGACGUUGUCGUAGGCUGGAGAAGACCUUGUGUUGUUUGCGAUGCAAUAAAAUGCACAUUGUUCGAUGGUA
Molecule: messenger RNA, 978 nt
Organism: Aphanomyces invadans
Lineage: Eukaryota; Oomycota; Saprolegniomycetes; Saprolegniales; Verrucalvaceae
Exons: 4
Coding region: 9-881 (290 amino acids)
Biological process (GO): protein homooligomerization
Source: RefSeq, a predicted model, not a curated record